UCGGGCCGCGGUGACUCGGUUAUCGGCAAUAUGGCUGCCAUUUCGGACUAUCGUAUUGUUUUGCCUUCGCUGCCUUCCGGAGAGGCGAUGAAGCGUGCAGUGAUUCUGCACUGCGACAUCGCCGGUCGACCCUACAAGAUCGAGGACUUUCGGCAGCCGCUGAACAACGCCGGAGUCAUCCAGGACGUGGGAACCAUAGGUGCGUACCAAAUGUCGCACGUGUGGCUCCUCAACAUGCGGUCGGACGAGGCGAAAAAGAAGCUUCUCGAAGCCGGGCAGCUCAUCAUUAAGGAGAAGACGUGCCUUGUCAUCGACCCCGUAAGGCACGAGCUUCGCGUGAAACUGCACUGGGUGUCUUUCGACGUUACCAGUGACGCCAUACGCCGAGCUUUUGCGGAGUUUGGCGUCGUGAAGGAGGUGACCAGCGAAAAGUGGAGGGUCCCGGGCUUCGAGCACGCCGAGUCGACGACCCGUCUCGUCCGCUUGGUGCUGCGCGAUGGUGUCACGCUAGACCGCAUCCCGCACCAGCUACGCCUCGGCGGCGGCAAUGUUCUCGUGGUAGUCCCCGGCCGCCCGCCGAUCUGUCUCAGAUGCUACACCACGGGGCAUAUCCGGAAGGACUGCCGAGUCCCCAGGUGCAGCGAAUGCCGUGCCUUCGGGCACGUGCAGGCCGAUUGCACCCGGUCGUACGCUCGGGCAGUUGGAAAAGGCACCGACGGAGGAGACAACAACGAGCUCCUCAUGGACGAGGAAGAAGCGGAACGUGCCGCGGCCUCGGAGGCCACAGAGGUCAAGGCCGAAGUUCCGAGAAAAGCCGUUGCUGUUGCUGUGGAAAGUCGCGAGCCCGAGGAGCUCCCGAAACGGGCGUCCUCCGUUUCGGCUGCCCAACAGGAGCCGGUGACCAAGGCCAUCGUCAAGGUCGGGGACCCCGUUCCCGCACGAGGAGAGGACGGCCCUCCCUCGGAGAAGGACCAGAUGGACUUUGACGUGGCGGCGGCAAAGCGUCGACAUGACGAGGUCAGCGGCGCAUCGCAGGAGCAGCAGCUCAGCCAGCUGGACAAGCAGUGGAAGACCGUCGGUGGGAGGGGGAAACGUGUCGCUAGCAAAGCCCGUUCGUCGUCGCUUACACGCGGUGACGGGCAGGCUACGUAACCGACAGCUGAAUUGGAACGCUCGGCA
Molecule: messenger RNA, 1179 nt
Organism: Ixodes scapularis (black-legged tick)
Lineage: Eukaryota; Metazoa; Arthropoda; Arachnida; Ixodida; Ixodidae
Exons: 1
Coding region: 31-1152 (373 amino acids)
Biological process (GO): activation of innate immune response
Molecular function (GO): RNA binding; double-stranded DNA binding; zinc ion binding
Source: RefSeq, a predicted model, not a curated record